AUGUCUGACAACACGACGAACGGCGAUGCUCAGAACGAACUUCAGGACUAUGACCUCGACAACCCAAUCAACACCUCUUCAGGACUUCGACAAGGACUUACAGCCUAUGGCGAUACCCAUUUCUCCUUAUUCCUGCGCAAGGUAUUCAUCAAAGCUGCCGGCUAUGGCGAAGAUGCGCUUUCAAGACCAAUCGUUGGUAUUAUCAACACUGGGUCCGGCUUCAACCCUUGCCAUGCCAAUAUGCCACAGCUCAUCGAAGCUGUGAAGCGAGGAAUUCAGCUCCAAGGAGCUUUAGCAAUCGAGUUUCCCACUAUCAGCUUGCACGAGUCUUUUGCAUCGCCCACAAGCAUGUUCCUUCGCAACCUGAUGUCUAUGGAUACCGAGGAAAUGAUCAAAGCCCAGCCGAUUGACGUCUGCGUAGCCAUUGGCGGCUGCGACAAGACCACCCCGGCUCAGCUAAUGGGUGGCAUCUCAGCCAACAAACCCAUCUUUCCAUUGAUCGUCGGCCCAAUGAUGCCAGGAUCGUUCAGAGGAACUCGGAUUGGAGCCUGCACAGACUGUCGAAACAAUUGGGCAGCCUAUCGUGCUGGAACCUUGGACAUGGAGGAUAUUGCGGAGAUCAACGCCGAACUGGCACCUACGAUUGGCACUUGUGGAGUUAUGGGCACAGCAAGCACAAUGGCUUGUGUUCUGGUAGCUCUGGGCUUGAUGCCUUUUGAUGGUGCCUCUGCGCCGGCCGUAUCAUCCGCCAGACUGCGAGUAGCAGAGCAAACAGGCGCAGCGGCAGCUCUUGCAGCUAGGCACUCCGAUAAAUCGUUCUACCGACCACAGAGCUUCUUGACUAAGGAGUCUUUCUACAACGCAAUCACUAUCCUUCAAGCUAUUGGGGGCUCUACUAACGCUGUAGUACACCUCAUGGCCAUCGUGAAUCGACACCCGGCACUGGCAGGGACUGAAGCAGUGACGUUGAAGACCUUCGACGAGAUUGGGCGGAAGGUUCCCUUGUUGAUCGAUCUCAAACCCAGCGGCGACAACUACAUGAACGACUUCCACCAAGCCGGCGGCAUGCUAGCACUCCUUCACGAGUUGAAACCACUUCUGCACCUCAAUGCGAUGACACUAUCUGGGAAGACCCUUGGGGAAGAACUCGCAUCGAAACCUUUCAAGACAUUAAAGUUCUCAUCACAGAUCGUUCGACCUUUAUCUGAUCCGCUCUACCCUUCUUCUGCGCUUGCGGUUCUUUACGGCAAUCUCGCUCCAGGUGGUGCAGUCAUCAAAGCCAGCGCCUCAAAAGAUCGUCGACUUCUCGAAUAUUCAGGUCCUGCGGUCGUGUUUGAGAAUACAGAAGAUCUGAGCAGACGAAUCGAUCGUGAUGACCUAGAUGUCACGCCCGACUCUGUGCUUGUGCUGAAGAACAUCGGUCCUAUAGGAAACCCUGGCAUGCCCGAAGCUGGGCUUAUACCUAUACCUCGCAAGCUUAGAGGAACGAACACUGCAGACAUGUUACGACUCUCCGACGGAAGGAUGUCUGGUACUGCAGGAGGCACAAUCGUGCUGCACAUCUCCCCCGAGACGGCAAUUCCUGGUUCUCCAUUCAGACUUGUCAGAUCGGGAGAUAUCAUCAAAAUGAGUCUGGAAAAGAGGUCGUUGGAUGUGGACAUCUCCUCGGACGAGCUGGCCCGGAGGAAAGCUGAAGAUGAGCAAAACAGCGUGGUGGCUGAGGCGGGAGUGGGUGCAAAGGACAACGCACGGCAUCGAAAGAAGCAGAGAGGUUAUCGUGGAUUGUACGAGGCCUCGGUGAACCAAGCGCAAUAUGGCGCGGAUUUCGAUUUUCUAACAGCAAAUGGUGCUAUCUAG
Pseudocercospora fijiensis CIRAD86 is the source of this 1857-nucleotide messenger RNA. RefSeq lists its product as uncharacterized. Lineage: Eukaryota; Fungi; Ascomycota; Dothideomycetes; Mycosphaerellales; Mycosphaerellaceae. The transcript has 3 exons. The coding region runs from base 1 to 1857 and encodes 618 amino acids. The record is from RefSeq and is a predicted model, not a curated record. Gene Ontology annotation, molecular function: hydro-lyase activity.